Purpureocillium lilacinum is the source of this 1500-nucleotide messenger RNA. RefSeq lists its product as uncharacterized. Gene Ontology annotation, molecular function: metal ion binding; protein binding; acid phosphatase activity. Lineage: Eukaryota; Fungi; Ascomycota; Sordariomycetes; Hypocreales; Ophiocordycipitaceae. The record is from RefSeq and is a predicted model, not a curated record.
AUGGUCUCGCUUUACGCCUCCCUCGCGGCGCUGUCGCUGUUUGUCGGCGAUGCCCUCGCCGCCGCCAGCUUGCCCCCUAAGCCGGCCGACUUGACGACGCCGGUGCAGCAGCGCAUCGCCGUCAAUGGACCCAAUGCCGUCUCGGUUGCGUGGAACACAUACAAGCAGCUCACCAAGCCGUGCGUCAACUACGGCACCUCGGCCGACUCGCUGUCCCUGCAGGCCUGCUCGUCCCGGUCGGUCACGUACCCGUCGUCGCGGACGUGGUCCAACUCAGUCGCCCUGACGGGCCUGCAACCCGCCACGACCUACUACUACAAAAUCGAGUCGACCAACUCUUCCGUGGAGCACUUUAUGAGCCCGCGCGUCGCUGGCGACAAGACCCCCUUCUCCAUCAACGCCAUCAUCGACCUUGGCGUCUACGGCCAGGACGGCUACACCAUCAAGGGCGACCUCUCCAAGCGCGACACCAUCCCCUACAUCCCCCCUUCGCUCAACCACACCACCAUCAACCGUCUCGCCCAGACUGUUGACGACUACGAGUUCGUCAUCCACCCGGGCGACCUCGGCUACGCCGACGACUGGAUUCUGCGGCCCAAGAACCUCUUCCACGGCAAGGACGCGUUUCAGGCCAUCCUCGAGACAUUCUAUGACCAGCUCGCCCCCAUCGCGGGCCGCAAGCCCUACAUGGCCAGCCCGGGCAACCACGAGGCCGCAUGCCAGGAGGUGCCGCACACGACGGGCCUCUGCCCCGCCGGUCAGAAGAACUUCACCGACUUCAUGAACCGCUUCGGCGGGUCCUUCAUGCCCACGGCGUUCUCGUCCACGUCGGGCGACUCCGCCGCCAAGGUCAACGCCAACAAGGCCCGGCAGCUCGCCAACCCGCCAUUUUGGUUCUCUUUCGAGUACGGCAUGGCGCACGUCGUCAUGAUCGACACCGAGACGGACUUUGCCGACGCGCCCGACGGGCCGGACGGCUCUGCGGGCCUCAACAGCGGCCCCUUCGGCGCCCCCAACCAGCAGCUGCAGUUCCUCGAGGCGGACCUCGCGUCCGUCGACCGCACCGUCACGCCGUGGGUCAUUGUCGCCGGCCACCGGCCCUGGUACUCGACCGGCGGGGAGGGGUGCAAGCCGUGCCAGGCCGCCUUCGAGGGCAUCAUGUACAAGCACGGCGUCGACCUGGGCGUCUUCGGCCACGUCCACAACUCGCAGCGCUUCGUCCCCGUCUUCAACAACACGGCCGACCCGGCGGGCAUGACGGACCCCAAGGCGCCCAUGUACAUUGUCGCCGGCGGCGCGGGCAAUAUUGAGGGCCUGAGCGCCGUCGGCGCAAAUGUCUCGUACAACGCAUUCGCGUACGACGCCGACUUUAGCUAUGCUACGAUCCGCUUCCUCGACACGCAGAACCUGCAGGUCGACUUUUACCGCUCGUCGACGGGUGAGCUCCUGGACAGCUCCAAGCUGUUCAAGUCCCACAAGGACCAAUUCGUGUCGCAGUAG